Molecule: messenger RNA, 3989 nt
Organism: Mirounga angustirostris (Northern elephant seal)
Lineage: Eukaryota; Metazoa; Chordata; Mammalia; Carnivora; Phocidae
Gene: BCO1
Product: beta-carotene oxygenase 1
Exons: 11
Biological process (GO): carotene catabolic process; retinal metabolic process
Molecular function (GO): carotenoid dioxygenase activity; beta-carotene 15,15'-dioxygenase activity
Source: RefSeq, a predicted model, not a curated record
UUUGAGACAGAGAGAAUGAGAUAGAGCAUGAGAGGGAGGAGGGUCAGAGGGAGAAGCAGACUCCCUGCCAAGCAGGGAGCCCGAUGCGGGACUCGAUCCCGGGACUCCAGGAUCAUGACCUGAGCCGAAGGCAGUCGCUUAACCGACUGAGCCACCCAGGCACCCCACUGUUCUUGUUCUGAUCAUAAAUCCUCUCCACCUCCUGGGCUGGAUUAUUUCAGGCUGCAUACCUACACAGAAUGCACCCACUGAAUUAUCCCACCAAUUUAAACCCAGCAGAAGACUAGCUUUUCUUGCUUAAGCCAGAGUGGAACUGGAAAGGGAGUUGGGGAUACAAUAAGAGGGUUAAAGUUUAGACAGGACUCAGGCUGGGGAAUUGACCUUUGACCACAGAUAAAGAACGCCGGCGCAGCUCCCCCCCCCCCCCCCCCCCCCGCCAUGUGCUGUGCGCGAAGAGAUACCAGGCUCUCAGGGCAUCGGGAGGGAAGGAGAUAUAAGAGAAGGAAGCUGCAGCAGAGCAGAAAGGAAAGAAAAGGAGGAGCCGAAAAGCAAGCAGUUGCCUUGAACACAGCAGAGUGUCUGCUCACUGUCAGUAUCACUCCCGCUCAGCGCCCCAUGCCAUGGAUAUAAUAUUUGGCAGAAAUGAGAAGGAGCAGCUGGAACCUGUGAGGGCCAAAGUGACAGGCAGGAUUCCCACAUGGCUGCAGGGCACCCUGCUGAGCAACGGGCCUGGAAUGCACACAGUGGGGGAGACUAGGUACAACCAUUGGUUUGAUGGCCUGGCCUUGCUCCACAGCUUCACAGUUAGAGACAGUGAAGCCUAUUACAGGAGCAAAUACCUGAGAAGUGAUACCUACAACGUCAACGUCGAGGCCAACAGGAUUGUGGUGUCAGAGUUUGGAACGAUGGCCUAUCUGGACUCCUGCAAAAACAUAUUUUCCAGAGCAUUCACCUACUUGUCCCAUACCAUCCCUGAUUUCACAGACAACUGCCUGAUUAACAUCAUGAAGUGUGGAGAAAACUUCUAUGCGACCACAGAGACCAAUUACAUCAGGAAAAUCAACCCACAGAAUCUGGAAACCCUGGAGAAGGUUGAUUAUCGCAAAUACGUGGCUGUAAAUCUGGCAACAGCACAUCCUCAUUAUGAUGCAGCCGGAAAUGUUCUUAAUAUGGGCACAUCCAUCAUGGACAAGGGGAAGACGAAAUAUGUGAUCUUUAAGAUCCUUGCCACUGUACCAGAGGACAAGAAGGGGAAGAACCCCUCGAAGCACAUGGAGGUGUUCUGCUCCAUCACCUCCGGCUCCCUCCUCUCCCCGAGCUAUUACCACAGCUUCGGAGUCACCGAGAACCACAUCGUUUUCCUCGAGCAGCCUUUCAAGCUAGAUAUCCUCAAAAUGUCAACUGCAUACAUCCGGGGAGUGAACCGGGCCUCCUGCCUGGCUUUCCACAAGGAGGACAAGACUUACAUUCACAUCAUCGACCAGAGGACCAGGAAGCCUGUGCCCACCAAGUUUUCCACGGACCCCGUGGUGGUCUUUCAUCACGUCAACGCCUACGAGGAGGAUGGCUGCCUUCUGUUUGACGUCAUCACCUACGAGGACAGCAGCCUUUACCAGCUCUUCUACUUGGCCAACCUGAACCAGGACUUUGAGGAGAACUGCAGGCUCACCUCCAUCCCCACCCUCAGGAGGUUCGCUGUGCCCCUCAAUGUGGACAAGGAUGCAGAAGUGGGCUCAAAUUUAAUCAAACUGGCAUCUACAACAGCAAGAGCCCUGAAGGAAAAAGAUGACCAAGUCUACUGCCAGCCGGAGUUGCUUUAUGAAGGCUUAGAGCUGCCUCGGAUCAAUUACGCUCACAACGGAAAGCCAUACCGCUAUGUCUUUGCUGCUGAAGUUCAGUGGAGGCCCAUCCCAACCAAGAUACUGAAAUAGGAUGUUCUCACAAAGUCAUCCUUAAAAUGGGGACAGGAGCACUGCUGGCCAGCAGAACCCCUGUUUGUACCCACACCGGGUGCCAAGGACGAGGAUGACGGGAUUAUCCUAUCAGCCAUCGUCUCUACUGAUCCCCAAAGGCAGCCUUUUCUGCUUAUUCUGGAUGCCAAAAGUUUUACAGAAUUGGCUCGUGCAUCCAUUGAUGUAGAGAUGCACCUGGAUCUCCAUGGGUUAUUCAUCCCGGACACAGACUGGGACAAGAGGAAGCAGGCCCCUUCCCAGGAAGAGCGGGACGGGGCACCAGAUUGCCUCGUGGCCCCUCAGAGCUGACUGGGUUGGGGCCUGGGCCCUGGGCAGAACCGCUCCACUGGCAGGCUCCCACAGGACUCCAGGCUUGCUCCCUCUCUGAAUGAAGGGGAGGUCCUUCAUUUCGCUUUGCACUUAUUCUUUGUGUGACUGCUUUGAGACAAAGGUAUGGAAAUAGUGCUUGUCAGUAUCUUUUCUUUCAACUUAUUUUGGCUAUAAAAACCUUAUUUGAAAGUGGAUCAAAUGUUUAUUGAUUAGCUCAAGCACUUCUAAGAAAGCCCUUUUCCUUUAUUAUAAUGAUGGUGACCAGAAAUUGUAUUAAGUCACAUAAUCAUCCUUCUUAGAAUGGGCAACCACUGGCAUCUCAGAGAAGAGACGAGUAAAUAUUUAUCACUGCUCCUUCCUGCCGCCCCUUCUCUCCCUCUUUCCAGUAGACUAGCUUGUGCAUCUAGGAGUUCUAACUUUCUCCACCAUGCCCUGUUAGUAAAUUGUGUGGCCAGGAAGGCAUAUUGCUUUGUGGUCAUUCCAUGCAAGGCAUGGCAUAAUUUAAAAUAAUAAAAACUUCAAAGUCUGUUCCAACCUUAUUUAAUUUUUGCAUGGCUUCUUUCCUCUCAAGUUCUUCUAUGGCAAUAAAAUAGAAGAGCUGGCCAGUUUGUAGCCUGUUAGAUGCCCCAUUGUACACCCAGUGGGACAGCAGAUUGGUGUGGGCAUCCCCCUUUGCAGGAGGGGGUGGCGGGCUGGCCGCUGACCCAACUAACCAUGGUCAGGGGGCUAGAAUCCAGGAUUGAGGCCCAGGCCUGGGCUGGUAUGAGGAGUUCUUGCUGAAAACUGGGGCAGUGAGCCAUGCCAGUGUCUGUGGUUCCCCAAGUAGGUUCCCCAAGCUGAAUGUGCUGCCAGGAUGGGCCAGGUGUUUGCACAGAGAUGAAAGGAGGUUGGUGGUGGCGAUGGUGGAAGCUGGGAACAAGCCAAGAAGGGUCCCACGUGAGCACCAGGAACCCCCAUAGAUAGUUGAGUCUCACCUUUGUAGUCUAGUGGGUGCCUGGUUUAGGACCCAAAGGCAGGCUGAAUAAUUCCAAUGUACCCAUGUCAUGGGGUUAGGGGAGCUGGGAGUCCACCCUUAUUCUGCACCUGCCUCCUGCCCUAAGUCUGGAUUUCAUUUGGUUACUGGUAGGGAUUCAAUGGCAUCUCUCGAAGACAGGAAGGAAUCUCUGGUGACACUGCAUGGAGUACCCCAGAGGGCAGACCUCUCAAGGAUGGUCUUGGCUUUUGCCCUCUGCCCACCAUGAAGCCAUACUUAGCUCCCACUCAAAUGGAGGCUCCAUCAGGUCUGGGGGUUGGGUUUUGUUUGGGGGGUGUUUUUUUGGACAUUUUUAUUGGAAUAAUUGUAGAUUCAUGUAUAAUUCUAAGAAAUAAUACAAAAGAGAUCCUCCAUGGACUUUACCUGGUUUUCCCAAUAGUAGCAUUAUAGUACAGUAUUGCAACCAGGAGGAUCCUGACAUUGAUUCAAUCCACAGAUCUUUUUCAGAUCUCCCAGUUUUACUUGUACACAUUACUAUGUGUGUUUAGCUCUAUGCAAUUUUAUCAUAUGUGUAAAUUCCUAUAUCCACCACCACAGUCAAGAUAUUGAAUGGCAUUCGUGUGGUGAUUUUUUUUACCACUAUACCAACUUUCUCCCACCAUGACCCUCCCACCCCAUCCCUAGCCCCUGGCAAGCACCAUUUCUAAAAUUCUGUCAUUUCAAAACUGUUAUAU